AUGGCCACAAGGAGGAAAACUACGGGAAAUGAAUCCUCAUUGUCUAAACGAGACGACGAUGCUCCGCUAGCUCCUACCGAGCCGACUACUUGGGGUGGAAUUGCGAGGGCAUGGCCAAAGACGACAUUUUGCAUUGUGUCAAACGAGUUCUGCGAGCGCUUUUCUUUCUAUGGGAUGAGAACUGUGCUCACUUUUUAUCUCCUAAAUGUACUCAAAUUCUCAAACGAUCAAUCAACGAUUUUCUUCAAUUCAUUCAACGUUCUCUGCUAUUCGACACCAAUUCUUGGAUCGAUUAUCGCUGAUGGAUAUGUUGGAAAAUUUUGGACAAUCUUCACCGUCUCGAUUCUUUACGCAGCUGGACAAGUGGUCUUAGCCAUUGCAUCGACAAAAGACUCAUCAUCGAGUUUUCAUCCAUGGCUUGACUUGAUCGGAUUGAUCACAAUCGGUUUCGGUACUGGUGGAAUAAAGCCAUGCGUGAAUUCGUUUGGAGCUGAUCAAUUUGAGAAAGGACAGGUCCGAAUGUUGUCUCUUUUCUUCUCGAUGUUCUAUUUCUCUAUCAAUGCCGGCUCGAUGAUUUCCACGUUCAUUGCUCCAAUUUUUCGAUCUAUGAGUUGUAUGGGCCAAGACUCUUGUUAUCCAUUGGCUUUUGGUAUUCCAGCAGUGCUUAUGAUUGUAGCGACAUGUCUCUUCAUGGCUGCCUCAUUUUGGUACAAGAAAAAGCCGCCAAGCGAAAAUGUGUUCGGUGUGAUUUUUGGAUUGAUUUUUGGAGCGAUUGGGAACAAAUUCCGAGCCAGUGAGAAGAAAUCGCAUUGGUUGGAUCACUACAUGACGACACACGACUGUACAAGGGAUAAAAGAUGUCAAGAGAUGAAAUUGGAGAAAGGAAAAGAUUACUGUCACAAGGGGCAAUACGUUGACGACGUGAAGCAACUUUUCCGUGUUUUGAUCAUGUUCUUGCCGGUGCCGAUCUUCUGGUCACUCUACGAUCAACAGGGAUCGAUUUGGUUGAUUCAAGGCACUCAAAUGGAUUGCCGUUUGUGGGGAAACGUGCUAUUCAUGCCGGAUCAAGUGCAAGUGCUGAACGCAGUGCUAAUUCUCGUUUUCAUUCCAAUUUUCCAAAUAAUCAUCUAUCCAAUCGCCGAGAAAUUCGUUACUUUAACAUAUCUCCGAAAAAUGGUUUGCGGGGGUCUUUUGGCGGCGGCGGCUUUUGGAGUGGCUGGCUUGGUGCAAACUGAAGUGAAUAAUUCUUUACCACUUCUACCGAAAAGUGGCCAAGCUUAUGUGUCAUUUUUCAACGCGAUUCCCAAUUGUACUUUUGACGUGAGCCCUUCAGGGAAAGAGGAUUGGAGAACGCUGAAUUUUGGAGAGAGUAUGCCUGACUUGAAAAAGACAAAAAAGCAAUCGGCUCAAGAAUCUUUCCAUCUCAGUGCCGGAUCGAAUAGCUUUCAAUUACGAAAUUUCGUCGGUGAUUGCAUUUUCACGCCAAAUUCCCUCAAAAUGGAUCAACUCACUUAUACUUUUAAAUCAAAGAAAGUUUACCAUGUAACUGUAACGAAAAAUGGAGCAUUGAUGGGUGAAAUCGAUACAGAUAAAGCUGAAGAAGGAACAGGAGAAUUUAGCGCUGGUAUAAUCUAUGCUUUGGAUUACAAAUAUGGAGGAGAUGAACUCGACAAUUUGGUUUUCUGUCGAGGAGAUACAAAACCAACAGAAUGUAAUCCACGAAAACCAUCUGAUUUUUAUUACUGGGAACAAAAAUAUAACAAAGAUGACAGUGAUCUUGAUGCAUAUGACUUUUAUGAUAUUGGAAACGAGAAAAAAUCAGACAAAAAAUAUGUUUUAUACAGCUUUAAACCAGUGAAACCUGGAAAAUGGUGGAUCUUCUUGUUGCACGGUCGACCAAGAAGUGCCGGUUCGACAACUCCAAAGACUGUUGAUGUCACAGAUUUGGAUGUGAGCAUCGAAUUGCGGAGACAAGGUGGUGUUUAUUUGUAUGCGUUGAUCAAUGAUCCGACUGCUGACAACUAUACGAGUGGCGGUGCUGGCCUUAAAGUCUACAAAAACCAAGACGGAGCGCCGAUUCAUUUCCAAGCUGUACCGGAUAACUCUGUGAAUAUUUUGUGGCAGGUUCCACAAAUUGUCGUCAUUACCGCAGGAGAGAUUCUUUUUUCGAUUACCGGCUAUGAGUUCGCCUACUCGCAGUGUGCCCCAUCGAUGAAAGCUGUUGUACAAGCUGCUUGGUUGUUCACUACAGCGAUUGGAGACACGAUCAUCGUAUUGAUCACUCUCUGGAGUCCAUUUGACAACAUGGCAACGAUGUUCUUUGCUUAUGCCGGUGUGAUGGCUGUUGUGAUCGUUCUUUUCGCUUUUAUGUCCCAUUUCUAUUACGAUUACAAAUCCUAUGUGGCAUCUGGGGAUGACUCGCAAAAUGAGGCGCUGAUAGAUGAUGAGGACGAUUGGGGGAAAAUGAAUGCGGGCUAUCAAGCCGAUCACGGACAACCGAGAAAAACGAGCAAUCUUGAGGAGUAUUUGGAUGAAGAUGAUCUCAAAUUU
Messenger RNA from Mesorhabditis belari, 2550 nucleotides. Lineage: Eukaryota; Metazoa; Nematoda; Chromadorea; Rhabditida; Rhabditidae. The record is from the annotation of a GenBank genome assembly.